ACGUAGUGUCGUCGUGUAAACAAGGCUAGGCUUAACCCACGGCCUGCAAUCCCAGGAAAUCACGCAUGCACAAACACGCAUGCGUUCUUGCCCUGUUGGAAAUUUAUACGCAUGCGCAAAGUUGAACAGAAAGAAAGGCAUCGUGUGGACUUACGUGCCUUGCAUUUCUAUUUUUGUGUUCUGUAGUGUGAUGGCAGAUUGCGGAUUGGUGUUGACGUUCGAGGGUAGUGGAAUAAGAUGAUGAAGAAAUUAAAGGGUUUAGGUCUCAUUCAUGAGAGGAAACCCAGUAAAAUCAUCUGAUUUUGUGUUUUACUCGAGUUAAGUCCUGAAUGAAGAGUUUUAUGUGUUAAGAAAAACGGACUUUUUAAAGUGGGCGUAUUGUGUUUCACAGAAUGGUUGUAAUAUGAUGAACGUCAAUUAAAUUGUGCGAUACAUUUUAAACUUGGAAAGCAGGCAAUCGUGUAUUACAGACAUGGACGUUGAACAGUUAAAAGCGGAAGCAAGAGCCACAGCAGCAAAACAUGUAAUUAACAUGUUACAACGACCUGACCAGUUGGAAAAGGUUGAACAGUAUAAGAGACGGGUAAGCAGAAAGAAAGCAUCUGUUGAAGCUAUGUUGAAGACGGCCAUGCAGAGCCAGCUUGAUGGCGUGAAAGUUGGGCUAAACCAGUUGCAAACAGCUCUCAAUGAUAUUCAAACAAUAAAGGAAAACUUAAAAUGGAUCGAAGAUUCAUUUGUAGCAGUUCCUGAACUACACUCACAAUUACAAGUUGUCUGUGAUGAGAAUAUGAGACAUUCUCAAUAUGUGACAGCCAUGGAGAAUCUUAAGCAUAUUUUUACAGUGCGUGAAAGUGUUGAGAGAACGAAACAGUGGAUGAUAAAUGAAGGAAAACUUUUAUACACACAUCAGAGUUUGAGUGAUCUAGAAAAUUCUAGAGAUGAUCUUCUCUAUGAACUACAUAAGUUGCCUAAUCAGGCCCCUGCAGAUAAAAGCAUGUUAGAAGCUUAUUUCCAGGAUGUGGAAGAGCUGUCCAAUCUUUUGGAGAAGCAGAUACGCCUUAUCUUGAGCCGCACACUUAAUACAGUGAGGAAAGAGCCCACAGUUAUUGUAACUGCUCUUCGCAUUAUCGAGAGGGAAGAGAAAGCGGAUAGUUUUGCUCUUCAGCGUCAAAAACAGAGUGGGUUUUUACCGCCAGGUAGACCAAAGAAAUGGCGCGAGAAAGCUUUGGAUGUGCUUGAAAAAUCUGUAGCUCAACGAAUUGAAGGUACACAAGUUGAUGAGAGAGAAGACAAUAAAAUGUGGCUAGUGAGAUACUUAGAGCUCACAAGACAGCUUAUCCUGGAAGACCUGAGAGUUGUAAAGACAUUGUGUGUGCCUUGCUUUCCACCACAGUGGGAUAUUUUGAAUACAUAUGUUCACAUGUAUCACAAAUGUCUGUCUAGACAUCUGCAGGAGCUGAUCAGCAAUGGUCUGGAAGGCAAUGAGUAUGUUUCCAUACUUUCAUGGAUAAUGAAUACGUAUGUUGGUCCAGAACUAAUGCAGCACCCAGAACUAAAUAUUCAGUCUGUUGGACCACUCUUAAACAAUGCAAUUGUAGAAGAUCUACAACAGAAAUAUUUAAGUAAUAUGCAAAAGAACUAUAUUGAGUGGAUGCAAAAAACGUUGGAAACAGAAAAAACAGACUGGAACAGUGGGGCUUUACCAGAAGUUGGUGAUCAAGAAGGUUAUUAUCACACUGCUGCUCCAGUCAUUGUGUUUCAAAUGAUAGAUCAGAAUCUUCAGGUAACAAGAACUAUCAGCCAGGACCUCACAUUUAGAGCACUGAUUCUCAGCAUGGAACAAGUAACACAAUAUGGAAAGAUGUAUGGUGAAGCAAUAGUGGAAUUCAAAAAGAAGCAUUUUGAAGAUAGGAGUCAGAUGCCGUACUUCACACAGUACAUGAUAACCAUUGUUAACAAUUGUCUACACUUUGUCGAAUUGGCUCAGCAGAUGAAGCAGCAUUAUUGGCUUCCAGGUGUACGGGACAAUGAGGGAGGCAUGAAAUUUGAGGCUUUGUUAAAUACAUUCCAACAACUGAGGGACGAUGCUGCACAGUAUCUUCUUGAUGAAGCCUUUUUGGACUUGGACAGCCAUUUUCAGAGUCUGAUAACACCUAGAUGGGUUGGGAAAAGUGAAGCUGUUGAUACAAUAUGUGUAACCUUAGAUGAUUAUUUUGUUGACUACAGUCAUUUAAGACCACGGAAUUUUGAUUACGUUCUAUCAGAGGCGCAAAAUUUAGUUGCAAAGCGGUAUAUUUCUGCCAUGCUUCACAAGAAACUUUCAUUUAAGUCUUAUGAAGAACGGAGAGAAUGUGCUAUCAAGAUCAUGAAAGAAGCUAAUCAGUUGAAAGACUUCUUUGUUCGUAUUGCUCCAAAGCUGUCAAAAUUUGAUUCGCCAUUUGACAUAAUUGCCAAUUUGGCUGAGCUUCUAAAGAUUCAGGAUCCAGAGAUACUGUCACUUGAUCUUCAUGGUCUUGUAGAUAAGUAUCCAGAUGUCACAAAAGAUCAGCUGGUACAAUUUUUAAGUUUAAGAGGAGACAUUUCCCGCUCAGAAUGUGUUGAAAAAGUAAGCUAUAUUUUCCAAACAAAUAGUAGUAGACAAAGAGCUUCUGUUCCAAAAACUAUUUUUUCUCAGUUGAAUUAAUAGUUGAAUUCCUCUUUCAAUGAAGUGCUCGUUAGUAAUUAUUGCGGGACACAAAUUGCUGAAAUGUAUGUUAGUAAUUGUUGUUAAUAUAUUCAGUUAGUAAUUGUUGUUAAUAUAUUCAGUGUUUGUGAAUACCAUUGUACUAUCGUGAAAAAGUACAUUUGUUACAAUUUUGUGUGUGUGUUUAAAAGCUUGCUCUUGUAUGGAGAAUAGUGCGCUAGCUGUUGGCUUCAAAAUGUGCAAUAAUAUGUAAAUACUGAAAUAAAUUGUAGAUAACCAAGUUUAUAUCAACAUUAGUAAUAGCAGACAUAAAGAGUAAUGGGAGAGAAAUGAUAUAUGGUUCAGAAUCAUGUACAUUAACUUUGAUGUGGAAAGAAUGGUAUAAGGUACAGAGUCAUGUAAAUUAUGUAUAAUGGUAGAUAGGUGGUGUGUGUGUGUGUGUGUGUGUGUGUGUGUGUGUGUGUGUGUGUGUGUGUGUGUCAGGUUUGUUAAUUAAAUUAGUAAUGAUUGGAAGAAGAGAUGUGGUGUAAGACCUCCUGUAAAUUACUGUUUUUUUAAAGCUGUGGUAUAAGUACAGAAUCAUGUAAAUAAAGUUAAUUGUAAUGUAAGCAUUAUUGAAACUGGAAUCAAGUGUAUGAAAACCGUUUGAUAAAAAGACUAAUGUGCAAGAAAAUAUAAAUAUUUUCAAUCA
Molecule: messenger RNA, 3374 nt
Organism: Schistocerca gregaria
Lineage: Eukaryota; Metazoa; Arthropoda; Insecta; Orthoptera; Acrididae
Gene: Sec6
Product: exocyst complex component 3
Exons: 12
Coding region: 473-2683 (736 amino acids)
Biological process (GO): exocytosis; exocyst localization
Cellular component (GO): exocyst
Molecular function (GO): SNARE binding
Source: RefSeq, a predicted model, not a curated record